AUGCAGUUGGUCCAAAUAUGGACCAAUCAGGUUGUUAGUGGCAGAAAUAAUCACACAGUUAUCCGCAUAGAUCGUGCAAUGGAUUCUAAAACCUCGCUGUCUGCCUGGCGUUAUAUCCGUGCUCGACGCACGAACUUCGACCUGCCUGUUCGCAGAGUUCAUGAGUUUGACUGCUGGUGGGCUCCUAUGACCUUUGCAUCCUUUGCGGCUGUCGUAAGUCAGCGUACUGACUGGCCUGCCUCUCGUCGACCGGCGGACCAAUCAGCUUUUGCUGCCCACGAAGGACGGAAACGAGAAGAGGAGAUGCACAGAUUAGCGCAAGAAGCUAGACAAGCGGAAGAAGCGAAGCUGAUUCGAAUUAGAUCUGAAACUUCUACCCCGAGCACAAAGAGUAGGGCACGUCCUACACCACUGACUGCAGCCUCCUCCACUCGGGAGGUGUGGGCGCCAGAUGAAGAGGAGGACCUCCUCAUGAUCGAACCUGACAAGGAUUUCUUCCAAACCGAGAUUGAACCAGAAUCCACACAGUUGUCGUCAAAAGACGGGAGGCGGCGGUCUCGAGGAAGCAAAGUGCCACUUCCGAAGAAACCAAAAGUGGGAACUCCCUCUACUGUGGAAAAAAGCUCAGACGCUGGCAAGUCACCCAUUUUCACGAAGCACAAAACAGCAUUCAAACGGCGACAUGCGGGUGGGAAGGCCAAAGUUCCGCUUGAUCGGGCUAGUAAGGUUAUGACGGGCCAGGCACAGGCUGAGGCAGACGAAACGGAAACGCCUGUUGAAGAAGCUGCCGCCGAACAUGAGGAAGAGGAUGAAAUGUCCAUAAAAGAAUUGUCGCUAGAACUCAACACGGAGAGCUUCUCGGAGGAAUCAACGCACGCAGAAGGUUCAACUACAGCCCGCUUGUCCAGCACCGAAACCUCGAAAAGAGCCAGCGCGCCGGGAACCCCGGGCAGACCAAGAAUUAAACAUAUGUACCGCGUCUCGGUGAAGGAAGCCAAUCUCAGCGACGUUAUGAGCAACUCCACGACUUCCAUAGCCACCGAAGAUCUUGAGGAUAAGAUAAGACUCCUGGAGCAAAUUGUCGAGCAGAAGUGGUUCCCGGAGCCCGAUAUUGCUUUGGAGCCGAAUCGGAUCGCUGCAGUUUUGGCGGCAGAGUUAUGCCGCUUAAAGUAUUAUGAUCUGCCUUCAGCCGUUUAUCUGCUCGAUCUAUUGAAUAACGACUUGACGCAUGAGUGGCCCCUGGAGAAAGAUUAA
Messenger RNA from Dibothriocephalus latus, 1254 nucleotides. Lineage: Eukaryota; Metazoa; Platyhelminthes; Cestoda; Diphyllobothriidea; Diphyllobothriidae. The record is from the annotation of a GenBank genome assembly.